UUAUGUGGGCGGUCCUUGUAUCUAGGAAGUCUAGGCAACACCGGUGUUCGCGUGCUUCUUAGCAUCACACAUCAAACUGUAGUUCUUUAAUCUGCUAUCUCUAGUAAAUAGUGAAAAUGUGUGAUGAGGAGGAGAAAUUCGAUGGGAUGUUGCUCGCCAUGGCGCAGCAGCAUGAAGGAGGAGUGCAGGAGCUGGUGAACACAUUCUUCAGUUUUCUAAGGAGGAAAACGGAUUUCUUCUCGGGAGGAGAGCCUGGAGCCCCAGAGAAGCUGGUUAAAGAGGUGUUUGCUCAUCACAAUCAGCUCGCCCUCAAAGUUCAGAAAGACAAACAGUCCAGACAAGAGAAAGAGAAGAAAGAGAAGGCUGACCGAGCUGCCAAACUGAAGGAAGAGGAGAAAAAGAAGAAACAGGACGCAGAGGAGCCUAGAAUCAAAGAACUCACUGAUGAGGAGGCCGAGAGACUCCAGUCACAAUUAAAUCAAACAAAACAUGAAGAAAAGAAAGAUUCUGGAGUAGCUGAGAAAACAGAUGUCGAAACAUCAGAGAAAGCAAAAGACGCAAAAGACACAAAAGGGUCGGACUCAGAAGGAGAGGAAGAUGAAAAGGACAAAGACAAGAUAAAGCCCAAUGCUGGAAAUGGAGCAGACCUUUCAAACUACCGGUGGACUCAGACCCUGUCUGAAGUGGAUCUGGUUGUGCCCUUCGAUGUGAACUUCCGUCUGAAGGGCAAGGAUGUGGUCGUGGACAUACAGCGGCGUUCCCUGAAGGUCGGCUUGAAGGGUCAUCCGCCUGUGAUUGACGGACAGCUGUGCAAUGAUGUGAAAGUGGAGGAGAGCUCUUGGCUCAUAGAGGAUGGGAAAGUGGUCACCAUCCAUUUUGAGAAGAUAAACAAAAUGGAGUGGUGGGGCAGGUUUGUGGCCACAGACCCUGAAAUCAACACCAAGAAAAUUUGCCCAGAGAAUUCCAAGCUGUCAGAUUUGGACGGUGAGACGCGCAGUAUGGUGGAGAAGAUGAUGUAUGAUCAGAGGCAGAAGUCCAUGGGGCUGCCCACCUCUGAAGAGCAGAAGAAGCAGGAUAUCCUGAAGAAGUUUAUGUCUCAGCAUCCUGAGAUGGACUUCUCUAAAGCCAAGUUCAGCUGAGAGCCGUUUGUGCUGCAUGAACCUCUGAAUGAUCAUCACUGUACAUGUGACCCAAGGUUACCCUCCUUUUCUGCUCACCUGAUCAGUUACACGAGUUUGUUUUUGGGUUUACGAGUGUUCAACUAACAAUUUCCAUGUUGUGAUGAGGAAAGUAUCAUACACCAUGUCUUGCUUCUUUGUCUUUUUGUUUUUUAAAUAAAUCAGUUGAAACCUUA
Rhinichthys klamathensis goyatoka is the source of this 1354-nucleotide messenger RNA. It is a transcript of the gene nudc, whose product is annotated as nudC nuclear distribution protein. The coding region runs from base 117 to 1139 and encodes 340 amino acids. Gene Ontology annotation, cellular component: cytoplasm. The record is from RefSeq and is a predicted model, not a curated record. Lineage: Eukaryota; Metazoa; Chordata; Actinopteri; Cypriniformes; Leuciscidae. The transcript is spliced from 9 exons. Gene Ontology annotation, biological process: protein folding.